CAUCUCUCCCCUGAACUUGAUUCCUUCAUCUCUCAGUCCGUCCAAAAUCAAAAUUCAGCUUCUAUCAAGCUCUUCUAAGUUCUAAGCUCUCCUUCAAUCUCAAAACUAAUCUCCAUUCUCUCGUUUAAAUCCCUCCUUAAACCCCUUUCUUAAUCUCCUUUUUCUCUCGCUACCCAUUUCCCCUAACUCCUUCUUCCCCUGUUCCCAUUUCCCCUUCUGGGUCUCGCCAUUUCUCUUAGGGCUGCUGCGGAGCAAUUCGCUUUAUGACUGAGGCCGGGAGGAUUCUGAGCUAGAUCUUUAAUGGCGAGUAACCACAUUAACUCCUCUGCUUAUGGUGGGGAUGUUCUCGAUUCUGCUAAGCUCUCGCUUUCCUCCUCUGCUUCUUUCAAGCCUCGUAAGAAGCCCAAUGUUGCUGCCCCGCCAAUUUCACGUGCUGGGUCUGAUGUGGAUGAUAUUAUUACUCUUUUGCACGGUUCUGAUCCAGUCCGCGUCGAGCUCAAUCGCCUUGAGAAUGAAGUUCGAGAUAAGGACAGAGAACUGGGGGAGGCUCUUGCUGAAGUUAAGUCAUUAAAAAAUUCAGAACGGCUCAAAGAGAGGGCUGUUGAAGAGUUAACAGAUGAGUUGAAGAAAGUAGAUGAAAAGCUCAAGGCAACUGAAGCUCUUUUGGAAAGCAAGAACCUUGAAAUCAAGAAGAUUAAUGAUGAGAAAAAGGCUGCAUUAGCUGCCCAAUUUGCUGCUGAAGCCACCCUUCGAAGGGUACACACCGCUCAAAAAGAUGAUGAAAUGCCUCCGAUUGAGGCCAUUAUAGCACCAUUGGAGGCAGAGCUUAAGCUAGCCCGGCUGGAGGUAGCAAAGUUGCAAGAUGACAAUAGAGCUCUGGACAGACUUACAAAAUCCAAGGAGGCUGCACUGCUUGAGGCCGAGAGAACCGUCCAGAUUGCUUUGGCAAAAGCAUCCAUGGUUGAUGACUUACAAAAUAAAAACCAAGAGUUAAUGAAGCAAAUUGAAAUAUGCCAGGAGGAGAAUAAGAUAUUAGACAAGCUGCACAGACAAAAGGUUGCAGAAGUUGAAAGGCUAAUGCAAACUGUCCAGGAGCUUGAGGAGGCUGUCUUGGCUGGUGGUGCUGCUGCCAAUGCUGUGCGUGAUUACCAGCGAAAAGUGAAAGAGAUGAGUGAUGAAAUAAGAACUUUAGAACGUGAGGUAGCUCGUGCAAAAGUUACCGCCAACAGGGUUGCUACUGUUGUUGCUAAUGAAUGGAAAGACGCAAAUGAUAAAGUGAUGCCAGUAAAACAAUGGCUUGAAGAAAGAAGAUUUUUUCAGGGAGAAAUGCAGCAACUUCGUGAAAAACUAGCAGUUGCUGAGCGCACUGCAAAGGCUGAAGCACAAAUGAAAGAAAAAUAUCAAUUGCGCUUCAAGGUUUUGGAGGAAAAGCUUAGAUCAUCUAAUGGUAACCCGAAAUUUGCUUCUGAAGGAAGAAGCAUAAGCACGGGACCUUCGAGACGUCAAUCUCUUGGAGGAGCAGAACUAUCUAAACUGUCUUCAAAUGGCUAUUUAUCCAGGAGAAAUACAAACUCGCACACAGGAUCGCUCCAGUCGAAUAGUGUCAGUGCAUUGUUGAAGACUACUACAAAACCCUCUUCUAGAUCAUUUGAUGGUGGUAGUAGAUCACUGGAAAGAGAGAAGCUUGUGCAGGAUGCGGCAGUAAAAGAUAAGUCAGACACAGCGACCAGUCUGACCAGUGGUGAGACGAUCGUUCCAUACGAAGAAAAUGAAGACGGUAUCGCAGUCGAAAAAACCAAAACAGAGCUAGAAGAUUCCGUUUCUGGUGCAUUGUAUGAUAUGUUACAGAAAGAAGUCAUAUCUCUUAGGAAAGCUUGUCAUGAGAAGGAUGUAACCCUCAGAGACAAGGAUGAUGCAAUUGAGAUGUUAGCAAAGAAGGUCGAUACUUUGAAUAAAGCAAUGGAGGUUGAAGCAAAGAAAAUGCGAAGAGAAGUAGUGGCAAUGGAGAAGGAACUCGCUGCUAUGCGUGUAAGCAGGGAGAGCGAUCAAAGGCCUCGACGCCAGAGUGCACCUAGAGGGGCUGUAGUUGGUUCUCAGUCACUUCCUAUCAGGAGUAUCCGAAACAGAUAGGGGUUCGACAUGGGAAUACACAGCGAUGAAAUGACUUUUUUUCUCGACAAUAUUGUCAAUAUAAUUGUAUUUUAUGAUGUCAUAAAACACUGCUCCUCCUUGGCCUUCCUCUCAGUGGAGCAAUCUUGGGAAAUUUUAUGUAUUUGUAAAGAAACUAACACGAGGAAUUCUCCUGUUCUGUAUAUUUUUGUCCAAUGGUAUGAGGAACAGCAAAUGGAAGUUUAUAUAUUAGGCGAUGGAUAACUUUGUAUUCUGUCACCUA
Cucurbita maxima (winter squash) is the source of this 2392-nucleotide messenger RNA. RefSeq names its product microtubule-associated protein 70-2-like. The coding region runs from base 301 to 2130 and encodes 609 amino acids. The transcript is spliced from 11 exons. Gene Ontology annotation, molecular function: microtubule binding. Lineage: Eukaryota; Viridiplantae; Streptophyta; Magnoliopsida; Cucurbitales; Cucurbitaceae. The record is from RefSeq and is a predicted model, not a curated record. Gene Ontology annotation, biological process: cytoskeleton organization.